Messenger RNA from Pediculus humanus corporis (human body louse), 3690 nucleotides. RefSeq lists its product as uncharacterized. The transcript has 15 exons. The record is from RefSeq and is a predicted model, not a curated record. NCBI's taxonomy places the organism in Eukaryota, Metazoa, Arthropoda, Insecta, Psocodea, Pediculidae. The coding region runs from base 1 to 3690 and encodes 1229 amino acids.
AUGAAUCAGUGUUCUGGAAACUUAAAUGAUAUAUACACAUUAUCGAAAUUAUUAACCUGUGGUCGAAUAAAACUCUCUGCAUGGAGUGAAAAUAAAAAGCAUGAUUUUUUAAUGCUUUUCACUGGAGAUGGAGAAUUUGUUUGCCUCGAAUUACAUGAAAAAUAUCCUGUAAUCAAGCGAUUUCCUUGGUUUUUCGACACACUUCACACCCCAAUUUCGAUAAAAUUCUCUCCUUGUGGCUGUUUUUUAAUUGUGCUGAGUCAUACUUGUAAUUUGUAUAUUUUACCUGUGUGUUCAGCAUUUAACAAUAAUUCAAAAUGUGAUGUUAAUUCUAAAAUCUUUAGUGCAACCGAUUUAACCAUUUACAAAUACCCAUUUCUUCCGAAAGAUAAUAAUGUAUUCAAUAACAAGUCGUCCAACUCGAAAGAUUUCUUGCAAUCUUAUUUGACAACGAGUGUUAACGAAGAAUCUCAUAUUACUUCAGCUCAUUCUAUUAGUAUUUUGAAUUCUAAUGAUAGUGAUAAUGAAAAUAAGCUUAAGGAAAUAUUAAAUUCUAAGCACAAACCUUCACCAUCUGCUAUUUGUUGGUGGAAAUCAUCAGUUCAUAAAUCAUUGGAAAUUGCUAUUAUCGGUUUUAAAAAUGGUGACAUUAUAUUUGUUAAUUUAAAUUCUGGAAUAAAAAUUAAAGAUACAACCAUUAAGGGAGAAAUAAAAGAUUUAUUUGUUAUUAAUAGUCGUGAUCAACAGUUUAAAUUGACACUUGAAGAAAAGAACAUAAAUUAUAUUUUAUGCCAGAAACUCUCUAAUUAUGGUUGUGAUUGUUUAGAAUCAAAUUUAUCACAAUGUAGUAAUGAUAAUUCUCAAACUCCCUCACCUCGAAACUCAUUACAAAGUUUGAAACAAAUUUCUGUUGAAAAGUUUUCAUCUUUAAAAAACAAAAUCACAGAAACUCGAUCUAAAAUGAACCUCAAGUCAGGUAAUAAAGAAGAACUUUCAAAUUCUAAAGUUUAUACUCUUCCAAUAGAAAACUUAGAUUCUGUUGUUGGUGAUACCCUUAUGUCUUGUCAAAAUAUUCUAGAUUCCAACGUAUUAGCUGGUUUUUACUCUCAAUCUCAAUUAUUAACGAUUCAUUCUAUGAGUUUAGAUCUUGCUCCCCAGAGAAUUCAUAAAUUACCCUUUGGAACAGAAUGCGUACUAUUAUGUGAUAAUAUUAUAUAUUUGACUUUGGUGGGAGGAAAGUCAAUAAAAGAAUUUAAUGCGGAAUCUGUAUUGGGAAAAUGGUUUUUUAAAAAUAUAAAUACCGAAGAUGUUGAGGAAAAUGAAAGAGAAAAAAAAUGUUUAGGUUCUGAUCAGAAAAAACCUUUAGAACUUACUACCACUAAUUCAGGAGAAGAAAAAGAAAGGGAAGAAGAGGAAGAAUUUAUUUUGAAUUUGUACAAAAUUUCAUCCAAAUCUACAAUUUUAACGUCUAAACGUUUGUUUAACGAACGUGACGAAUCAAAAUAUAUUGAAAAUGAGGACAAUAUUGAAAUUUUUUCUCAACCCAAACCUGAAAAUUGUUUGGUGGUCACAAACAAAAAUGUUUAUAUAAUACAUUUAAAAUACAAUGUGGUGAAAUUGGCGUUAGAUCUUAUUUUAGGCACAAAUGAAUUGGAAAAGGCUGAAAAAAUUUGCACAAUAUUUGAUAUCGAUCUUCAAAAAUUAUUAGAAAUAGCCGGUGAUAUAAAAUUAAAAUCUGCUGAAUUUUCUUCUGCUAUUGCUUUCUAUAAAUUAUCAAAGUGUGGAAUAUUAAAAAGUAUUGCAAAAUUAGCCAGCGAAAGUCAUUGCACUCAAGUUUUAAAUUAUUCUCUUAUGCUAAUGUCAAAUUCUGGAAAUGAAAUUUCACUAACGGAAAAAAUACAUUUAAGUAAUUUGAUAAUAAUGGCAUAUGCUCAAGAAGUUCUUAAAAAUGAAAACAAUAAAAAAUUAUUAGAAAAAUAUAUCGUCACCGGUCAGUCUUUACUCUUCAACUGUUUGUGGAAAUUAAUUACUUAUAAAGGUUUAAUAUUAGACGGAUAUCUUAUUUUAAUAAAAGUUAUGGAAAGAUUUCUAAAUAUGAAAACUUUGGGUUGGAAUUUAAAUAAAAUUGAAUUUUGGAAAUGCAUGUCGGAAAGUUGUUUGAUUGAAGCCAUAAUAACAAAACCCGAGUGCUUCCUAACGUAUUUAAAUUACGUCAUUUUACAUUUAAACGAAUUGAAUAUUGAUAUAAUAAACAGGUUUUUAAAAACCUUAAAUCCUAUGGCUCCUCAUAUGAGACCUUUUGCUUCGAAAUUUAUCAAUUACGGAGAAAAAUUUUUAAUUUCACAAAAUAAUUUAUUAUUUCAAUUAAAUGAAAAUAAAAAUUUUAGAAAUAUUGACAGCGAAUUUUGUACCACGCCGCAAAAAACGAUGGAAUCGUCAGGGACUCUUGUUGAAUUGUUUAACAAAAAAAUAAAUUCAGUUCUUAAUUGUGGUUACGGGCACACAGCUUUAAUAAGAAACGGUACUAUUUACACUUGGGGUCAAACGGUUAAAGGUUGUCUAGGUCAGGGUCCGACAAUGUCACGUCAUUCACUUCCGUCUCCCAUAAGUUUAUUAAAUUGUUUCAAAUUAGAAGUUUUGUACGUUGCUUGUGGAAAAAAUCACACAACUGCUUUAACUAAUAAUGGAGUUUAUGCAUGGGGUUGUUCAAAAUACGGUCAACUUGGUUUGGGAGACGUUUAUGAAUCUCCCUAUCCUCGUUUAAUCACAUCUUUAGCAAAUGAAAAUGUAAUAACAUUAUCUUGCGGUCAAUUUCAUACUCUUGCUUUAACGGAAAAAGGUCAAGUUUUUGCAUGGGGUUGGGGAGUUCACGGUCAAUUAGGUCUUGGAAAUAUUGAUGAUCAAAGAUUGCCCGUCUGCGUGAAUCAUUUAAAAGAUCAAGUUAUUAAAGAUAUAGCUGCCGGCCAUGGUCAUUCCCUCGUUUUGUCGGAUAAAGGACAAAUAUUUUCAUUUGGUUCCGGUGUAUUUGGACAACUGGGAACUGGAAAUACGACGAAAUCAUCAGUACCAGUUCUCAUCCAGGGUAUAAGUGAAAAAAUUAUUUUGAUCGCCACGGGAUAUUUUCACAGUAUCUCUUGCGGAUGUCAUCACUCGGCACUUUUAACGGUUUCUGGAGGUGUUUAUACUUGGGGAAGAUCUUUAGAUGGACAACUGGGUAACGGAGGGCAUAAGGAAGUAACCGCACCAACUCAAAUUAACGAAAAUACUUUUAAAGCCGAUUGCAUAUCUUGCGGAUGCGAAUUUACGGCUGCUCAAGAAAAACAAACUGGAAAAAUAUUUUGUUGGGGAAGUAAUUCCGUGGGUCAAGUACGGGUCACUAAUUUGGCCAUACCGGUGAAAGAAUCAGCGACAAAAUCAUUGGAUGGAAAACUUGUCAUGUUAAAAUCAUGUAAAAGAAUAGUAAGACUUUUAGAUAGGAACACGAGUUUAAAUUCUAGCGAUACUCCGAAAGAAGUUUCCGGUUUACCACCGCCAACUUUUGCUUAUCACAGUUUGAACCAAAAUUUUAUUUCGGAUCCUCAAGAUUUAUCCGUUUCGGAUUGCGAUUAUUCGCAAGAAAUAUUACAUUUUACGAUUGAAAAUUUUAGACGUUGCAUCGAUUUAAAUUACCUGUUGGAAACGGUAGGAUGA